CUUCCACUCGUCCUCGAUGGAUCCAUCCGAAACCGGCCUGUGGCUCUUUCGGAGACUCACUGUAAGGACCCCCCGGACUCGCGGGAUAGGCAGAAGUGGUCAUCGGCCUUCAGGGAGGAUGAGGACGCUGCCAGGACGUGGAAAAGGAUCGUCAAAAUGGCUAAAUCCGGGUCGAAACAUCGAGAACGAGCUCUGGACCGGAUGGUCCCGAUGAGUGACGGAGAGUCGAAGGUUGUCGCAUACCGGGAUGGUCGGCGGCAACUUAGUCAUUACGCAAUGGUGUGUUACACAGGCGAUUGGGAUAUCAGCCGCACGCGCUCAAUUUUAUGCUUCUGGCGCCGAGUGAACCGCCCAGCAUCUUAUAAAGCAACGAGUUGUGGCUGCGACCUUUCUCCUCUCGUGUGUACGCCCCCGCUCGUCCCGCCUGAUCCCCCUUUCCCCGCCGCCAUGCGUUUGACACGCCGUGCGCUUCUUGCCGCGCUCCCCCUCCUCAUCGCGCCCUACGCCGCAGCGUACGUGCUGGAGGCCGGUGCAGUCCCGCCAAUCGAAGAAGCGUCCUUGGUGCCCCGGGACGGGCACGGGCAUGGGCACGGACACCAUGUACAACCAAUGCUUGAGCUGAACGAGACCGAUCUCCAGCUCGACCACGCACCGAUCCCGCCGUCGUACUAUACCAUAGAUUUCGAGGACGAGGGAUACGAAGAUCGCCACCCGGGACUCAUGAUGACCCACAUCCUAUUCAUGUCCCUGGCCUUCUUCGUCGCAUACCCAAUUGGGAUUAUCAUGCGGUCGGUCGGACACGCCUGGCACGGCGUUGUCGUGCUCUCGUUCUACGGUCUCACCGCGCUCGGAUGCGCGUCUAGCAUGUUGUACAGGAAGCUGACCCCGAAUAUGUGCGUCCGAUCCACCCACACCAAGCAUGGCUACUUGGUCAUAUUAUUGGCUAUGUGCCUGUCCAUCGUGGACAUCACCAGCAUCCUCCGCCGCAUCGUCGCCUUCAUCCGAAGCGGCGACAAGUUCACGUUCAAGGGCUUCUGGUUCCAGACGAUCCUCGGCCGCGACAACAGCACGCAGCUUGCGGGCCCAGAAUACAUUGGCCUCACGUCCGAGCCUGAGGAGUUCGAUGCGACGAAGUUGCAGAACGACGACGAGCACGACGAAUGGGUCAACCAGCCACCGAGACUCGGGCACCGCUACUCACAUUCGCUCGCCUCAGAGCGAACCCUUGGUCGCUCGAACUCGGCGGACACGGUCGAUGAGGUGGCAGAGCCUGUCGUUGAGAAGAAGCCCCUCGCGAAGCGCAUCGGCAAUGGUGUCUUUGCCACGCUCGAGCGUCUCAUGGUCUUCCUCGGCAUGUACAUGACGAUCAGCGGCAUCGUCAUUUACACUGGUGGCUGCCGUCAGAACUAUCUGAACGGCUGCUUGGCACAUUUGAUCAAGGGCGGCAUUUUCUGGUGCUACGGCCUGGUCACGUUCGCUCGCUUCUUGGGCUCCUUCUCUGAACUCGGUUGGGCUUGGAACCGUGCACCGAUUGGCAAGAACGUCUCCGCUGAGUUCGUCGAGUCGCUGGUCAUCUUCACCUAUGGUAUCACCAACACUUGGAUGGAGCGCUUUGGUGCGCACCCGGGCGACCCGUUCACGACCAAGCAGAUCCAGCACAUCGGCAUUGCUGUCAUGUUCUGGUUCGCUGGUCUCGUCGGCAUGGGUAUUGAGUCGCGCCGCAUUCGCCGCUGGCUCUCGUCCGCGACAAUUUCCUCCAUCCAGUCCUCCAACAUGCCCCAGGACAGCGUCGCGGAGCCGCCGAGCUACAUCGCGAGCUUCAAUCCCUUCCCCGCCCUCGUCAUCGGCGUGACCGGCAGCGCGAUGUCCGCGCACUUCCAGCCCUAUGUUUUCCAGGUUGACAUCCAUGUCAUGUGGGGCAACCUCCUGCUCGCGUGGUCGGUGCUGCGCUGCCUCACGUAUUUCUUCCUCUGGGUGUCGCCGCCGCGGUCGAUCCUGCCCUCGCGCCCGCCGACGGAGGCGCUCGGCAGCUUCUUCCUCACCUGUGGUGGCCUCAUGUUCAUGCUGUCGACGGAGGAGGUGACGAUCGCUGCGAUGCGUCGUGGAAGGGAUGACAAGAUGAUGUUUUUGAACGUCGCCGUCGCCUUCACCUGCAUCGCCUUCUGCUGGACGAUCUGCAUGGUCGGAUACAAGGGCUGGCUGCGGUCGCACACCCACAAGCCCGUCACCUUCGUCAGCUCCGCUUAGAGGCUUGGAGAAUGUACCAUAUAAAUUAUCUAUCCAUUCAUCAUCGCAUCCAUUUGCUUAGCCUCGCCAUCCAUUUGCUUAGCCUUGCAAACCAUUUUUGCUUUGCCAUUGCCACUUCCAGUUGUCCCCUUAAUGUUCGCUUUCUGUCUCACCAACGCAUUGUAUUUUACUGCAUCCCCUCUGUCUUCGUCUGGUUAUUUGCGUUGAGCCCCUUUGGUCUACACUGGCUGCCUGUACUGCCUGUAAUUGUCCUCAGUUACCCUCGAUUUACGACAGCCUAUCCUACGACUUCUAUGACCCUUUGCAAUGUAUUCCCCUUCUCCAAAA
Molecule: messenger RNA, 2574 nt
Organism: Schizophyllum commune H4-8
Lineage: Eukaryota; Fungi; Basidiomycota; Agaricomycetes; Agaricales; Schizophyllaceae
Exons: 6
Coding region: 448-2247 (599 amino acids)
Source: RefSeq, a predicted model, not a curated record